This is a messenger RNA of Rhinolophus ferrumequinum (greater horseshoe bat), 938 nucleotides long. Its product is annotated as chymase-like. Gene Ontology annotation, molecular function: serine-type endopeptidase activity. Gene Ontology annotation, biological process: proteolysis. NCBI's taxonomy places the organism in Eukaryota, Metazoa, Chordata, Mammalia, Chiroptera, Rhinolophidae. Gene Ontology annotation, cellular component: cytoplasm; intracellular membrane-bounded organelle. The coding region runs from base 395 to 802 and encodes 135 amino acids. The record is from RefSeq and is a predicted model, not a curated record. The transcript is spliced from 5 exons.
CUAUAAAGCCCAAGAGUGGAAACCAGAAGCAACACCUGCCACGGGCAGCCUCUCUGAGAAGAUGCAUUAUCUUCCUCCCCCCCUGCUCUUCUUUCUUCUAUGCUCCAGAGCUGAAGCCGGGAAGAUCAUUGGGGGCACCGAGUGCAAGCCUCACUCCCGCCCCUACAUGGCCCACCUGGAAAUUGUCACUUCCCAGAAUAACCUGAUUAGCUGUGGUGGUUUCCUGAUAAGACGGAACUUUGUGCUGACGGCUGCUCACUGCGCAGGAAGGUCUAUAAUGGUCACCCUGGGAGCCCAUAACAUAACAAAGAAAGAAGACACAUGACAGAAGAUUGAGGUCGUAAAACAAUUCCCUCAUCCAAACUUUGAUUACAUUUUUGCUCAUCAUGACAUCAUGUUACUAAAGUUGAAGGAGAAAGCCAACCUGACCCUGGCUGUGGGGACGCUCCCCCUUCCACCUCACUUCAGCUUCAUCCCACCAGGGAGAAUGUGCCGGGUGGCUGGCUGGGGAAUAACGGAAGUGGAGAAAUUGGGCUCCAAGACUCUGCAAGAGGUGAAGCUGAGACUCAUGGAUCCCCAGGCCUGUAGACACUUCAACACUUUUGACCACAAUCUCCAGCUGUGUGUGGGGAAUCCUAAGAAGACAAAAUCUGUAUUUAAGGGAGACUCGGGGGGCCCUCUUGUGUGUGCUGGGGUGGCCCAGGGCAUUGUCUCCUACAAACAGAAUGAAGAACCCCCUUCUGUCUUCACCCGGCUCUCCCAUUACCAGCCCUGGAUCAAUGAGGUCCUAAAAAAGAAUUAGCCCUGGAGCCUGGGCCAGCCUGAGAGGAAAUCUGAAUCUGGACCUGAGUAGCGUCAUUCUCCAGCCAGCCACCCGGCACACUGAGUAGGGUGUCUGUGUCCAGAGCUGCAUCUGCUUCCUGCUGAUCCUCCUGGUC